AUGGACUCCAAGGGGCUUGCCUCUGAAUCUUCUAUGGAGGUUCGUCAAGAGCCGCCUAACCCUGAAGAAAAGCCCAACGACGCUCAGCCAUCUCCUGAUGGAGGCUUGCAAGCAUGGCUUGUUGUUUUGGGAGCGUUUUUUGGUCUGUUUAUCAGCUUUGGAUGGACGAACUGUGUCGGCGUCUUCCAGGAAUACUAUGAAACCCACCAGCUAGCAUCAUUGUCGCCGAGUACAGUGUCUUGGAUCCCAGCAUUGUCUAUGUUCACAAUCUUCAUUGCAGGACCUUUUGUGGGACAGCUGUUUGACCAUUUCGGUCCUAGAAUUCUCCUGCUCCUUGGCAGUACCAUCCAUGUUUUUGGGUUAAUGAUGGCAUCCAUUUCAUCUCGAUAUUAUCAGUUCAUUCUAUCUCAAUCCAUCUGCAGUCCCAUUGGCGCGGCCAUGGUUCUAUACCCUUCUUUCAGCUGUAUCACAACAUGGUUUCUGAAGAAACGCGCCUUAGCAAUGGGCAUCGCCGCCAGUGGAUCUAGUAUGGGCGGAGUCGUGAUGCCUAUUAUGGUAAAUCGACUUAUACCCAUUAUUGGCUUUGGUUGGACAAUGCGAACAUGCGCGUUUAUGAUGCUGGGUCUCCUGAUCAUAACCAAUUUGACAGUUCGAUCACGCUUACGUCCUCAGCCGAAAAACUUCGGAAUUGCAUCUUUUUUCGCAUCAUUUAAAGAUCCUCCUUUUCUCUUGUUAGCUAUGGCCGGAUUCUUCUACUCUAUGGGUAUGUUCAUACCUAUAACCUUCUUGGUCACAUAUGGUAGAAGUGUAGGGAUGUCGCCAGAGCUGGCUGGGUAUCUAGUUUCCAUGUUCAACGGGGCAAGCGGUAUUGGACGUAUUCUACCUGGAUACAUAGCCGAUAAAGUAGGAAACUUUAACGUAUCACUUUUCGCCGCAUGUCUUUCAACAAUUUUAGUGUUUGGAGUCUGGCUUCCUGGACACUCCCAUGCAACUACGAUAGUCUUUGCGUCUCUAUUUGGACUUAGCACCGGAACCUAUACAGCUAUGAGUCCUGCCCUGGUGGCCCAAAUAUCCGACAUACGCGAGAUCGGACUAAGAUCAGGAGCAAUGUACGCAUUCAUGUCUAUAGCAGCUCUUACGGGAAGCCCCAUUGGAGGGGCCCUCAUUACUGCAGCAGGAGGAAGUUAUUGGAAAUUGCAAGUUUUCACUGGAGUUAUGCUUGCCGUAGGAAGUGCCUUUUAUGGAGCUUCAAAGCUCUACCUGGCAAAAGGCAAAGUGUGGACAAAGGUAUAG
Messenger RNA from Trichoderma harzianum CBS 226.95, 1293 nucleotides. RefSeq lists its product as hypothetical. Gene Ontology annotation, cellular component: fungal-type vacuole membrane. Gene Ontology annotation, biological process: transmembrane transport. Gene Ontology annotation, molecular function: transmembrane transporter activity. Bases 1 to 1293 code for a protein of 430 amino acids. The record is from RefSeq and is a predicted model, not a curated record. Lineage: Eukaryota; Fungi; Ascomycota; Sordariomycetes; Hypocreales; Hypocreaceae. The transcript is spliced from 4 exons.